Messenger RNA from Miscanthus lutarioriparius, 237 nucleotides. Lineage: Eukaryota; Viridiplantae; Streptophyta; Magnoliopsida; Poales; Poaceae. The record is from the annotation of a GenBank genome assembly.
AUGGUGGCCGCUUCCUCGUGCCUGAGCCUCCUCCUCUUCUUUGAGGCCGGCGCCCCUCCUCUUCUUCCUCUCGUCCGCACCACCGGGGCCAUGCCCGAGCCUGAGCCCUACAUGGCGGCGGCGCGUGAAUCACUCGAGCUCGCGAGAGGCAUGCGGGCGGCGGCGCGAGAUUGGGCGAGGCGGAGAGGCGUGCGGGCGGCGGUGCGAGCUUGGACGGGCGCGCGGAUGGCGGCGUGA